Chiroxiphia lanceolata (lance-tailed manakin) is the source of this 5651-nucleotide messenger RNA. RefSeq names its product myosin VIIA and Rab interacting protein (gene MYRIP). The transcript is spliced from 18 exons. Gene Ontology annotation, biological process: intracellular protein transport. NCBI's taxonomy places the organism in Eukaryota, Metazoa, Chordata, Aves, Passeriformes, Pipridae. Gene Ontology annotation, cellular component: cortical actin cytoskeleton. Gene Ontology annotation, molecular function: myosin binding; small GTPase binding; actin binding. The coding region runs from base 157 to 2877 and encodes 906 amino acids. The record is from RefSeq and is a predicted model, not a curated record.
CCCGCUGUGCAUGAGCGACAGGGCGCAGCCGCCGCUGGUGGCUCUGCCCGUGCCCCGAGCGCGGGGCACUCGCUGUCCGCCUGCCAUUGCGGUGCAGCCCUCGCACUUGGCCGAGGAUAUUCCUUAUAGUUAUUCAUAUCCAGGACACAGUAUAUAAUGGGGAGAAAACUGGAUCUUUCUGGCUUGACUGAUGAAGAAGCAGAGCAUGUACUCCAGGUGGUUCAGCGAGAUUUCAGCCUUCGUAAAAAAGAAGAAGAAAGGCUGAGUGAGAUGAAGCAGAAGUUGGAUGAAGAGGGUAACAAGUGCAGCAUCCUUUCCAAGCAGCAGAAGUUCAACGAGCACUGCUGUAUUCGCUGCUGUUCCCCUUUCACAUUUCUUAUCAACAGCAAGCGACAGUGCCAAGACUGCAAGUACAACAUCUGCAAGAACUGCAGUACUUACCAGAAGAAGGAGAAGGCUUGGAUUUGCAGCGUCUGUCAGCAAGCAAGGCUCCUAAGGACCCAGUCUCUGGAUUGGUACUAUAAUAAUGUCAAAAGCCGCUUUAAGUGUUUUGGAAGUGCCAAAGUCCUGAAGAACCUGUACAAGAAGCACAGACUGGAGAGCGGAGUUUGUCCUGAUACAAUAGCUGAAGGGAGUUUGUUUGAAGGAAGCAUUGAGAAUGAAGGAAGCAUUUGUGGCAGUGACUCUACAUUCUACCAACAGACAGAAGGACACAGCAUGAUGGAUACCCUUGCUGUGGCUUUACGUGUUGCGGAGGAAGCAGUGGAAGAAGCUAUUUCUAAGGCAGAGACCUACAGUGACAGCCUGGACAAGCAGAAUGAAGCGUGUUACUUGCAGGAGCACAAGGAGGACCUCAUAGAAGAACUGGCCACAACCAUUGUGCAGAAGAUUAUAAAGAAGCAGAAAAGCAAAGCUGAGCAGGCCGAGGCCGACUUUGAAUGGCCACCAUCCAGGAGCAGUGGCCUGGCGUCUGUCGCUGUCUCAGAUCAGAGCAUGCUGACUUUUCCAGGGAGCCGCAGGGGGUCCUACACGUUAUGGAGGUCUCAGUCUGCAUUCUCCCUGGCUAGCGAAGAUACGACCAGUAAAGGACAAGACUCUGCAUCAACUGUGCCCGAGGCUCUUCAGAGGCAGAAAAAAGGGCAGUCCAAGAAGCAGAAGGAACACAAGCUCUCUACAUUACCCAGCUGGAAGAGUGUGGACAGGCUAAAUGAAACAAGUCCACCUUCUGUUUUGCAAAGCACUGAUGGAAACUGGGUAGCCUUGCAGAAUGUCGCUUUGCCUCGUCCUCGAAUGCUUGCCAAACCAAAGAGUCAGGUAUUCAGAGCUUUGGAGAAUGAAUCCAAUGUUGUGUCUGCCUAUGACGAGAUGGGCUCAGACAGUGAGGAUGACUACGACUGGAAUGUGGCCUUGAACAAGCUGCGUAGGAGACCUCGACAAUUACCAGACGAUUUCUAUUAUACCAAUUCCCAGUAUGGUACCGAAUGGGUUUAUGGCAAUGAUCAGUACCAGGCAGUGACCUCCCCUUCCUCUGGGUUAUACACCAAUACUGAGACACAGUUCUCUGAUUCAGAAACAUCUUCAGUAAAUUCUUCCCAGGAAGCUAAAGGACCUAGCAAACUUCUCUGGUUGCAAAGCAGAACUCAAAGUGAUAUGCCCAGAAUGGAAAAGAAACAUUUCCAUGGAGAACUGGAUGUAAAUUUUAAUCCACAGGCAACUAGCUUAGAGUAUUCAGACAGCAGUGAGACUGAAGAAGUCCAUUAUGAUUUAGAAAAGAGAUCAAGAAGGUGGAGGAAGAAUAAAGCAACCUCUGAAGAAUUGUGUGAAGACAAGAAUCAGGCAAAAACCAACAAGAUGAAUAUAAGUCAGGAUUUUGAUGAUUUAUCAGAGACAGAUAUAAGCAAUGAAGAUCAGCACCAUAAUAUCAAGCCUGACCUUAUGGAGGAGGAGCUUAAAUCCAGGUUAUUUCAGCUUGCUGCUAAAAUGAGUGACAAGGAAACAUCUUCUGGUGAAGAACAAGAGUCAGAACCUGGAAUGGAUCCUGAAAACCAGAAGGAGAGUUUGUCCUCAGAGGAAAAUGGCAGAAGUAUUCAGGAAGAGCUAAAGAAGUUUACAGGUAAGAUUUUCCCUCAAGAAUUCCAGGCCCCUGAGACCUGUGGGAAAGCCUGGAGCAGUGAAGACUUAUCCUGGGUAGACGAGGAUCAGAAGUACUCUGCUGUCUCUCUCUGCAACAUAUCUACAGAAGUCCUGAAAGUCAUCAAUGCCACUGAAGAACUAAUAGCAGAAUCCACCGAUCCCUGUGAUUUCCCAGAUGACAUUCAGGACAGAGGAAGAGGAACCCUCCCACUGGGUACAGACCCUGUCAGACUUGAUGAGCAGCUCACUACACUGGAAGAAAACGUGUACCUGACAGCCAGCACGGUGUAUGGGCUCGAGGGGCAGCUGACCAACCUGGAAGACGCCGCACGCAAGAUCAACAGUGUUACUGAAGAAUCUGAGCUAGCUGAUCUGGAGGAUCAGGUGGCCACAGCAGCUGCCCAGGUUCAUCAUGCAGAGCUUCAGAUUUCAGAUAUUGAGAGCAGAAUAUCAGCUCUCACUGUUGCAGGCUUGAACGUGGCUCCCUGUGUUCGCCUGACAAGGAAACGGGAUCAAAAGCAAACAAACCAGAUGCAUACAAUAGACACAUCAAGACAGCAGAGGAGAAAACUUCCAGCUCCACCAAUAAAAGGUGAAACAAUAGAUGGUUCUCCAGUUACCACUGUCAGAACGUUUAACAGAAACUUCAUGCUUCAAGGAUCUCUAACACAAAGAACUAAAGAGAGGAAAAGCACUGCCAAGGACUUAAUGGAACCUGCUAUAGGAUCUGCUGUGAUGUACUAAACUUACACUUCCCUACUGCCAAUAACACACUGCCUAAGGCUGUACACUAGAGUGCCUUUACUUAACAGCCAUUGCGUAUGUCCAGCUGAAAAUGGACCCUCAAGAACCCACAGAGCCUCAGUUAUAGGGCUUCAUUUGGAUACCUCACUGAGAAAGCUGUCCAAGUCUUCAGCAUUGUGGUCUGCUACAGGAAACUCUGCCUUAAAGUUCUCACAGGACUCUAGACAGGAUGCUGAGUUUCAAAAGCAAGGCUCCACAUUUUAAGAUGCACUUUUUCUCCCUAUUGAUUGUACUAAAGUAUGUUGUCUUUAAACUGCAGUAUGUUUUUGUACACUCAAUCAGUCAUAAUUAUAGGCCAAAUUAUCUGCCAAAGCAGACCUGUGAUCCAUAUUUGCUGGCCUCUUACUAUUCACGUAGGCAUCCGUCUUGUUGAGCAAUAAGAACAACUCUGUGCAGUGUGUGCCGCUUUUCAGCUGCAUGGUCGGUGUGGAGAAUCAGUGUACCUAGCUCUGCUCCCAGGGAGUCAGUGGAAGUUUUGAGAGGGUUUGUAGGAGGAGAUGUGACGUGCAAAGUUUUCUCUGUUCACUGAGGGUACGUUUGGCAGACUGAAUGCUCUAGAGCUAGGUAAAUUGCUCUUGGCAGCAUGGGGAGCAUGGAUGUCAUGUUGAACCAUGAACUGGUGGCCACACAUGUGGACCAGAUGUCUGUUGAGUUACAAUCCCGGUGUCUGGAAACAUCUGAACACUGUUGUGAAACCAACACCUUUGUAUGUCUUGUUCUUCUUGGUAGCAUUGUCCACUUGAUGGUGGCCAGCCACGCUGUAGUUCAGAAUAAAUUCUGUCCAAACCUUUAAGAUUGGAAAAAGAAAGUAAAAGUGUUGUGGAUGAGAUCUCUGCUGACUGACUGGUGGUUGUAGGGUGACUGCAGCCUGUAAGAGGUUCCUUUCUAAUGUUCCCUGGUGUUUCUGAGAAGGGGGCAAAUGUAGCCCAUACAUCUCUUCCUUUACUAGUCUGUAGCCAACACAGAGUAGCUGAGUCCUGUUGCUGGUGCCACACGUACCCCACUACCACUGGACCACUCUGAAUUCAAUUGUGAAUAGUAAUAUUUCUUCUUUCAUUUCUUGAGACCUUUAAAUUGAGUCAAACUGGAAGACCCUUGAGCAGAAGUCCUGGAGGAAUAUGCUGCUUACAGGGUGUUCCUCUCACCCCCCUGGGGAAGGGUGUUGCCAAUUCAUGGUAUUUUAUGCUCUGAAGAAUACAAAGGAGGUAGUUAGAGGUGGUGAUAAGCGAAUCCCUUGCCUUCCACACAAGUGGCAGAGCAGGUACCCAAAUGCAGACAGGGUUGGCAUGAAAUGUGCUGUGAAGAAGGGCACAGGCUGGCAAGUUCCACCUCAGCACUGAGGAGUGGCUAGCUCUCCAGGGAGCGCUGGGUACCAGGAAGGGAGGAGAGUUCCUUCUUUCCCUGGGCUCCCAGUGAACACCCACAGGCAGAGUGUCACAUACAGCAGGAAAGCAGUCCUCUCAGACACCAAGCCAUGAAAUGUCUGUGGUUAGGCAAAUAUGAGCAAAACUGGGCAAAUUUCCUGACUAGGCUGCAUUUAGGGGGGCAAGUGGGGAAGACAAGGAAUGGCUGUAUAGGUUGGUUGGAAAAAUGGUUCCAGAUGCAAAUCUGCUACCCACAUCUGACAUCUAGCUUGUCAAUACUCUGAUGUCCAGCUGCAUGUAAGGAACCCUUGGAAUAAAUACAACCAUCUUCCCACCUAGAAUACAUAAGCGUCAUUCCAUCCCUUCAAGGAAUUUCCAUCUGCCCAAGAUCUGAACCAGUGUGUUCAUUCUGGGUGAAAUUAGGCCUUCUUUUACUCUCAUACAAUACUAGUUCUCUAAAACUGGUUUGCACAGAUGUGAGGGCAGAAUUCGGCCCACUCUGUUUAAUAUAUAAAUAUAUACAUAAAACAAAUAGAUUUUAUUUAUAUAUGCAAUCCAGUAAAGGAGAUUAAACAGAGUAGGAUGCCUAGUAAUUUUUUUGUUAUUCAGUCUUCUCCUCCAUUGACUGUUCUUGUGUAUGUAUACAAUACAUUCCCAGGUUCUGGUUUAUGCAGGUAUGCGUGUUAUGAAAUGUCAUUAAUGGUGGUUGGUCUGCAUAUUUGUUUAAUAAAUAAUAACUAAUAUUGUGUAUGUAAUAUCAAUACAAAAAUUACUCAUUUUAAUAGAAUAAUUCUUUGGCUUUUGUUCUGUUAGUGUGAUUUAAACAAGCCAAUGAAGUUUGGAAUAGGUUGUUUUCCUUAAGAGGCAUGAAAAGCAACUAUUAUCGUGUUACAAUGUUAAAAUAUUCAGUCUUCUUUGACAGAAAAAUGUGUACUGUGUAGGCAUUGCAAAAAAAAAAAUUUAAAAAAAUCCCACCUGCUCUAAGGCAUUUGAAUUUUUACAAAUGUUUAUUGUGCCAAAUACGUGCAAAGAUAUAAUUUACUGUUUUAAAAAAAUCAUAAAAACAUAUGUUAUAGCACACAAAGAAUUAUUUUGUCAUCAAGUGAUUUCAAUCUUUAGUGUUAAUAUUUAUAAUUAGAUUAAUUUUUAUAAAUGAAAAUAUUUUAAUGCGUAAAAUCAAGACUAUAUGAUCUAUUUGAUUAAGUCUGAGUGAAUAUUAAGCUUGCCUUGUUGUUGUUAUCUGCAUACUCACCAAGAAUUAUAUGUCAAGAGAAAUUAUAAAAGAGUAAAAGCGAUUUAUGAAAAGAAUGCCUUUUCAAGGACUUGAUUCAUAAAGAAAAACAAAAAGUU